AUUACCAUUUGCCGCGCAAAUCUGUGUGGAACUUAGAAGCGAAAUUUUAUCAGAUGGCAGUCAAUUAUUUUCCCCAUUACUACUCGAUUGAAGAUAUUUUUGUCACCCACGAGAAAGUGGAAUGCAAGGUUAACACAAAGCUACAGCGGAUGGGGUUCCUAGAUGCAGGCUCUGAAACUGACCAUCUGGAACCGGGACGCACCGUCAACUUGCCUCUAUGGUACAUUAAAGAACUCAAAGUUAGUAACGCCUACUUCACAGUUUGUGUGCCCGAAAUCUAUAAAAAUGUGCACAAGGCCGUUUGCGAGGCAGAAACAACCCACAUCGAGCUAGGCCGUUUACAUCCCUAUUUCUAUGAAUUCGGCCGCUAUCUAACACCCUAUGAUAGCAAUCAUGUCAUAGGCCGUAUAAUAUUUGAGACGCUUCGCCAGCGAGUACGUUAUCUGUUAGACAUAUCGAAAAAUGAUGUUCAGAGCAGGAGUAGUAAACCGGAACAUCGUUUGGACAACAUCGAGGCCAACCUGCAUGUCGCAGGCACUAAAACAAAUACUCAGUAUAUCAAUUGGUUGCAGAUGUGUAGCAAUAAGAUAUGCAUCUCCCAAUUAGUGGAGGAGCAUCAGAAGAAGCGCAAGCGUGCCGAUUGCAGUGAUGAUGAAAACGACAGCCACCCUGCCAGUAAACGAGCUACUUUGUGAUGCUUGAAACUGAAAUGUCUUAUAUACAAAGUUGAGACUGCUAACAGAACUAAUCAAUGAGGCAUUUGGUGAUAGCUGCUUAUUGAACCUUGACACGCUAGCACACUCCCAACGUAUAGACAUAUUUUUAAAUUGUAUUUGCAUAGUCCAAUUCGCUUCAGUGUCUAUGGUUUUCAACGUGUUGGCACCAAGCUCAGUUCUCUUCGGCAGGAUGUAUCUACACAUGUUAAAUUGAAAAGAAGUAACUGUGAUUGGUCAGUAAAUCCGUCAUAGGGUCUUGAAUCCUUAUCCAUAUGGAAUAAAAGGCCAAUCGGAAUGAAAGUACACUAGUGAACAAAGCAUAUUUUUAGAAAUACAUACUUAUGUGUAUCCAUAAGUAAAUAAUACAUAACUAUAAUUGAUAAUAAAAAACCCAGAGUCAAAUUGCUGUCAGACACCAACCAUUUACUUUGGCAUCUAAGCAUUUA
Molecule: messenger RNA, 1162 nt
Organism: Drosophila willistoni
Lineage: Eukaryota; Metazoa; Arthropoda; Insecta; Diptera; Drosophilidae
Gene: Psf3
Product: DNA replication complex GINS protein PSF3
Exons: 4
Coding region: 54-695 (213 amino acids)
Biological process (GO): mitotic DNA replication initiation
Cellular component (GO): GINS complex
Source: RefSeq, a predicted model, not a curated record